Sebastes umbrosus (honeycomb rockfish) is the source of this 1298-nucleotide messenger RNA. RefSeq names its product V-type proton ATPase subunit d 1-like. Gene Ontology annotation, cellular component: proton-transporting V-type ATPase, V0 domain; early endosome; lysosomal membrane. Lineage: Eukaryota; Metazoa; Chordata; Actinopteri; Perciformes; Sebastidae. Gene Ontology annotation, molecular function: proton-transporting ATPase activity, rotational mechanism. Gene Ontology annotation, biological process: vacuolar acidification; vacuolar transport; proton transmembrane transport. The record is from RefSeq and is a predicted model, not a curated record. The transcript is spliced from 8 exons. The coding region runs from base 295 to 1227 and encodes 310 amino acids.
UGUUGGUCCAGAAAAUCAGUCUUCCAUUCAUUGUCUAUGGAGCAGCUCCAGACUUUAUACCCUUUGACAUCACAAGUUUAAGACUUACAUCUCUGGUUUCUGGCUUUGAGAGAGAGGAGCUCAUGUUCACAGAUAUUGGUUGAACUUUCCUUGACCAUGGAAAUAACAUAUUGGAAUUAUUAAUUUAGGUAGUGUUCCCCUUUAAAAGGAGAUAAUCAGAAUUUUAUUUCCAGGAACCAGUCUCUCUGGGAGACACAUACCGUGCAAGUCAGUGCGAAUGAAGACAAAUGAGACAUGAAGCUGCAUCUGCAGAGCACCGACUACGGUAAGAUGCUGUCCUCUGAAGAGGACCUGACUGUGUCUCUGGUGGACAGCAAGCUGAGGGAGAACCUGGUGACUGAGUUCAGCUGCCUUCGCUCCAACGCCCUGCCUCCACUAUCCACCUUCCUUGACUAUAUAACCUACAGCUACAUGAUCGACAAUGUGGUGAUGCUGAUCACCGGGGCCCUGAAACAGAGAGAUGUGGAAGAGCUUCUCCCACGAUGUCACCCACUGGGAGCUUUUGACCAAAUGGCAGCGGUGGGCAUCGCUCGCACCCCGACCGAGCUCUACACGGCCAUCCUGGUGGACACACCGCUAGCUCAGUUUUUCCAGGAUGCUGUAUCUGAGUCCAACCUGGACGAAAUGGAAGCUGAGAUCCUCAGAAACAAAUUGUUUAAGGCAUAUUUAGAGUCUUUCCACUCUUUCUGCAAGAAUAUUGGUGGUGCCACAAGAGAUAUAAUGUGCCCUGUCUUGGAGUUUGAGGCAGACAGGCGGGCCUUCAUCAUCACAGUGAACUCGUUUGGAACGGAUCUCAGCGGUGCAGAAAGGAGUGCGUUGUAUCCAUCGUGUGGCAAACUUUACCCUGAAGGGCUGCAACUGCUGGCCAGGGCAGAGGACCACGAGCAAGUCAAAGCAGUGGCCGACUGUUACCCGGUGUAUAAAAUAAUCUUUGAUGACCCUGAGCCAGGAUCAGGAUUUAAGACUCUGGAAGACAGAUUCUUUGAACAAGAGGUGAAGCUGAACACGCUCGCUUUCCUGCAGCAGUUCCAUUAUGGAGUAUUUUACUCAUACAUCAAACUGAAGGAGCAGGAGAGCCGCAACAUUGUCUGGAUCGCCGAGUGUGUCGUGCAGAGACAGAAGUCCAAGAUACACAACUACAUACCCAUCUUCCAGGGAACCAAUUAACUGAGCAAUAAAGAGCAACACAAAGGUUGCAUCCGAAGUCUCAUACUAACAUGUUAUUUAGCACGCUAAAA